UGCAUUGUUUUUCGUUUCUGGAUUUUGUAUUAUCAUAAAUCCAUGGCGACCAGUUUGAUUCGACGGGCGAUGAAUGCCACGUCUCGACUCUCUUCAUCGACGGUGAAUCCGGCGUCGAGGUUGGCGGUGAUUAGACCGUACGCUGGCGAGGCGGACGCUCAAAAGGUGGAACCAAAAGCCGCCGCCUCCACCAACAUGAAAACCUUCCAAAUCUACCGAUGGAAUCCGGAUGACCCUGCCAAACCCCAGCUCCAAGACUACAAAAUCGACCUGAAAGAGUGCGGGCCCAUGGUUCUGGACGCCCUCAUCAAGAUCAAGAACGAGAUCGACCCGUCGCUCACCUUCCGCCGCUCCUGCCGUGAAGGAAUCUGCGGCUCUUGUGCAAUGAACAUCAACGGCUGUAACGGCUUAGCUUGUCUGACCAAGAUCGAAUCGGGAUCUUCGGAGACGACCAUUACCCCUCUGCCACAUAUGUUUGUGAUUAAAGAUCUGGUGGUUGAUAUGACCAACUUUUAUAAUCAGUAUAAGAGUAUUGAGCCGUGGCUGAAGAGGAAGAAUCCGCCGCCGACGGCGGGGAAAGAGAUCCCACAAAGUAAAAAGGAUAGAGCUAAGCUGGAUGGGAUGUAUGAGUGUAUUUUGUGUGCUUGUUGUAGCACCAGCUGUCCCAGUUAUUGGUGGAAUCCUGAGUCGUAUCUGGGUCCUGCUGCUUUGCUCCACGCUAACAGAUGGAUUAGCGAUAGCCGUGAUGAAUACACAAAGGAGAGGUUGGACGCCGUGAAUGACGAGUUUAAGCUGUAUCGUUGCCAUACGAUAUUGAAUUGUGCUCGUGCUUGUCCAAAGGGGCUGAACCCCGGAAAGCAGAUCCAACACAUCAAGCAGCUUCAGCUUACUGGUUAAACUCUCCAACUUCAGAAAUAAGAUAUGAAUGUAAAACCAGUUAAUCUGAGUUGCUUUGUGAGGACUCUAUGAACAUUUUGCUUUGAGUCAGAUAUGCCAAUAAUUGUAUUCUCCCUCACAAUUGUACUUAAAAUUGUUGUUCAAGUGUUAAUUUUUGAAUC
Molecule: messenger RNA, 1058 nt
Organism: Hibiscus syriacus
Lineage: Eukaryota; Viridiplantae; Streptophyta; Magnoliopsida; Malvales; Malvaceae
Product: succinate dehydrogenase [ubiquinone] iron-sulfur subunit 2, mitochondrial-like
Exons: 2
Coding region: 43-897 (284 amino acids)
Biological process (GO): tricarboxylic acid cycle; respiratory electron transport chain; aerobic respiration
Cellular component (GO): mitochondrion
Molecular function (GO): electron transfer activity; 2 iron, 2 sulfur cluster binding
Source: RefSeq, a predicted model, not a curated record